Aplosporella prunicola CBS 121167 is the source of this 1483-nucleotide messenger RNA. RefSeq lists its product as uncharacterized. The transcript has 4 exons. Gene Ontology annotation, cellular component: plasma membrane; cell wall. Lineage: Eukaryota; Fungi; Ascomycota; Dothideomycetes; Botryosphaeriales; Aplosporellaceae. The record is from RefSeq and is a predicted model, not a curated record. Bases 32 to 1294 code for a protein of 420 amino acids.
CACCUGUCUCGAAGAACGUGAGUUAUGCAACAUGAAGAAAGCGAUUCUCUUGGGUGCUUUGUUGCUGGGGUUUGCCUGGGGUGAUUCAUGUGGUACUGGCGCGACAACCACUAUUCGGCCCCCGGCGACAGAGACUGGAUGCAAGACCUAUACUGGAAGCAUCGCUGUAGCGACAGAUGUACAAACGGAUCCGGAAUGGCUUCGCUUCGUCGAAGAAGUCUCCGGAUCCAUAAUCGUCCACAAUCACCGCAACAUGGUGACACUAUGGCUAUCCCAUCUCCAUAAAGCGAGCACCAUAUCCGUCAAGGACCAGUCAUCGCUCAGCUUCGCAGCUUUGGACCACCUUGAAGAGCUGGAUAACCUAGAAUGCAUCUCUAACCUCGUAAUCGCGGACACGACAAUCCCUGCCAUACACGACGUAUCCAACUCAAGAGCAUUCAGCCGUCUGGAAACAGCCGAAACCAUCCGGCUGGAGCUCAAUCUGGCCAUGAAAGAAGUCAAUCUACCAGUGCUCAAGUCCGUCAGCAAAGCGUUGAUCAUCGGCGACAAUGGCGAAGGAUCUCACAUCUAUUUCCCGCGCUUAGAGUGGGCGAGAAGCGUCACCGUUCGCGACAAUGGCCGCCAUCAUCCUUACAGCCAUGGCACGCUGGAGCUGCCGCGCAUCACCGAUAUCAAAGGCCCCCUCCGUAUAAGCAACAACCCCAGCCUCGAAAGAGUGCUCCUACCCAUGCUAGAGAACAUCGAAGACGAUCUGAGAAUCGAGAACAACCCGUCCCUGCAAGCCAUUUCGUUCGAAAACCUGGUAAACGUCGACGGCGACAUCCUCCUACGCGGAGAUUUCGAAACCAUCGCCUUCCCCGCCCUCCUCUACGUCGGCGGCUCCCUCACAGCGUCCAGCACGCACGCCAACUUCUCGUGCGCCCAGCUCGACGACCUGCGCCUCUACGUCAACGGCGACGUCCUCUGCCAGCACGUCCCUCCCGCGUACACGCACACGCCAACACCGCACCCCACACCCGCUCGCCGCCCCCACGCCCCGCCCAACUACAACCCGCUGCAGCACCCGCGCCAGAAAACCUCGUACUCGCCCCUCAUGGACCGGCCCGUCCCGACCUCCAUCCUACUACUCUGCGCUGUCCUGGUCGCGGUCGCGGCGCGCUGCCUCCUGCUAAGGGUGGCGAGGCCGCUGCUCAAGGAAAGACUGGUCCUGCUGGUGCGGUUGGCGGGGUUUGUCUAUGCGUUGGGCUGGGUCGCGUAUGCCCUGUUUGCGUUUUCGGGGUUGGUGUUUGCUUAGGUUGGUGGCGAGGAGGCUUUCGUUCACUUGGACGGCUUUGUUGUGAUGAUGCGUGUGGGAGUGGCUCGGCUGUUGGGGAAGGUUGGGGUUGGUACUUGUUUGGAGAGUGGGUGUAGUGUUCGUGGUUGUAAAGUGUUGGCCUCAUGCAGCUUUACAUUUGAAAACUGAAAAUAGUAAAUGUUGAAAUGC